Molecule: messenger RNA, 4522 nt
Organism: Conger conger (European conger)
Lineage: Eukaryota; Metazoa; Chordata; Actinopteri; Anguilliformes; Congridae
Gene: slc8a4a
Product: solute carrier family 8 member 4a
Exons: 7
Coding region: 100-2673 (857 amino acids)
Biological process (GO): sodium ion transmembrane transport; calcium ion import across plasma membrane; cell communication
Cellular component (GO): sarcolemma; axon; postsynapse
Molecular function (GO): calcium:sodium antiporter activity
Source: RefSeq, a predicted model, not a curated record
UGCUCCAGCGGGGUGGUCCUGCCCGUCUGGAACCCGCAGAACCCGUCGGUGGGCGACAAGGUGGCCCGCGCCAUCGUGUACUUCGUGGCGCUCAUCUACAUGUUCCUGGGCAUGUCCAUCAUCGCCGACCGCUUCAUGUCGUCCAUCGAGGUGAUCACGUCGCAGGAGAAGGAGAUCACCAUCAAGAAGCCCAACGGCGAGACCACCACCACCACCGUGCGCAUCUGGAACGAGACCGUGUCCAACCUCACGCUCAUGGCGCUGGGCUCGUCCGCGCCGGAGAUCCUGCUCUCCGUCAUCGAGGUGUGCGGGCACAAGUUCGAGGCGGGCGACCUGGGCCCCAGCACCAUCGUGGGCAGCGCGGCCUUCAACAUGUUCGUCAUCAUCGCCAUCUGCGUGUACGUGGUGCCGGACGGCGAGACGCGCAAGAUCAAGCACCUGCGCGUCUUCUUCGUCACCGGCGCCUGGAGCAUCUUCGCCUACAUCUGGCUCUACCUGAUCCUGUCGGUGUUCUCGCCCGGCGUGGUGGACGUCUGGGAGGCCGUGCUCACCUUCCUGUUCUUCCCGCUCUGCGUGGUGCAGGCCUGGAUCGCCGACCGCCGCCUGCUCUUCUACAAGUACGUGCAGAAGCGCUACCGCGCCGACAAGCACCGCGGCAUCAUCAUCGAGUCCGAGGGCGACGGCUCGGCCGGCUUCACCAAGACGGACAUGGAGAUGGACGGGCAGGGCGCCAACUCCCACCACAAGGAGGCGCUGGACGGCAUGCUGGUGGGGGCGGAGGGGGGCGCGCGGGACCUGGAGGACGAGGCCCGCCGGGACAUGGCGCGCACCCUGAAGGAGCUGAAGCAGCGGCACCCGGAGAAGGACAUGGAGCAGCUCAUCGAGAUGGCCAACUACCAGGUGCUGGUCCAGCAGCAGAAGAGCCGGGCCUUCUACCGCAUCCAGGCCACGCGCAUGAUGAUCGGCGCCGGCAACAUCCUGAAGAAGCACGCGGCCGACCAGGCCCGCAAGGUGGUGAGCUGCCACGAGGCGCGGGCCCAGGAGGACGACGGCCAGACCGUGCGGCUGGAGUUCGAGCCCUCGCACUACCAGUGCUUCGAGAACUGCGGCUCGCUCAAGCUGUCCGUGGCCCGUCGCGGGGGCGACAACGCCUGCACGGUCAAGGUGGACUACCGCACGGAGGACGGCACGGCCAACGCGGGCUCGGACUACGAGUUCGCCGAGGGCACGCUGCUCUUCAAGCCGGGCGAGACGCUGAAGGAGCUGACGGUGGGCAUCAUCGACGACGACAUCUUCGAGGAGGACGAGUACUUCUACGUGCACCUCAGCAACCCGCGGCUGGUGGGCUGGUCGGAGCACGGCGCCCCGGACUCCGGCUCCUCCGCGGGCCCCGCCUCCCCGCAGAUGCCCAAGGCGGCGCUGGGCGAGGCGCACACGGCCACGGUCACCAUCUACGACGACGACCACGCCGGCAUCUUCACCUUCGAGAGCGAGGCCACGCGCGUGAGCGAGAGCGUGGGCACCAUGCAGGUGAAGGUGCAGCGCACCUCCGGCGCCCGCGGCCUGGUCGCCGUGCCCUACCGCACGCUCGACGGCACCGCCAAGGGCGGGGAGGACUACGAGCCCGCCGCCGGCAAGCUGGAGUUCCUCAACGACGAGACCAUGAAGAUGAUUGAGGUGAAGAUCAUUGACGAUGAAGAGUAUGAGAAGAAUAAAGUCUUCACCAUUGAGCUGGGGGAACCCGUGCUCCUGGAGAUUGGCCAGAAACACGGUGAGUCCAGGGACGGGGUAGCUGGAGACUCUAACGAGAACAAGCCGGUGAUGGGAGUGGAGGAUGACGAGGUGGCCAAGAUGGGCUGUCCCAGCCUGGGGGAACACACCCGACUGGAGGUGGUGAUUGAAGAGUCUUACGAAUUUAAGAGCACAGUAGACAAGCUGAUUAAGAAGACCAACCUGGCCCUGGUGGUGGGCAGCAGCAGCUGGAGAGAGCAGUUUGUCAGUGCUGUCACUGUCAGUGCAGGUGACGAUGACGAGGAGGAGAGCGGCGAAGAGCGGCUGCCCUCCUGCUUCGACUACAUCAUGCACUUCCUGACGGUGUUCUGGAAGGUUCUGUUCGCCUUCGUGCCGCCCACGGAGUACUGGAACGGCUGGGCCUGCUUCAUGGUGUCCAUCUCGCUGAUCGGCGUGCUGACGGCCGUCACCGGAGACCUGGCCUCCCACUUCGGCUGCACCGUGGGCCUCAAGGACUCCGUCACCGCCGUGGUGUUUGUGGCCCUCGGCACCUCCGUACCAGACACCUUCGCCAGCAAAGUGGCGGCCAUCCAGGACCAGUACGCGGACGCCUCCAUCGGCAACGUGACGGGCAGCAACGCCGUCAACGUGUUCCUGGGCAUCGGCGUGGCGUGGACCAUCGCGGCGGUGUACUGGCGGAGCAAGGGCCAGCCGUUCCGCGUCAACCCGGGCUCCCUGGCCUUCUCCGUCACCCUCUUCACCAUCCUGGCGCUGGUGUCCGUCAUGGUGCUCCUCUACCGCCGGCGGCCCUCGGUGGCGGGGGGCGAGCUGGGGGGGCCCCGGACUGCCAAGCUGGUCACCGCCAUGCUGUUCGUCUCCCUCUGGCUGGUGUACAUCAUGCUGGCGUCCCUGGAGGCCUACUGCCAACUGCCCAGCUUCUGAGCGAGCGGGCGAGCGAGAGAGAGACGGCCUCCUCUUCCACCGGCUGCUCCUCCCUUCCCUUCUCGUCGUUGGCCUCCUACGCCUCAGAGCUACCAGACACCGACCUCCCCCCCAGACACCCCACCUGCCCUGUUCCUCCAACUCCUCCGACACCCUCCUCCUGUCCCCUGCAUUCAUCCGGUGCAUCCUUGGUCAGUGUUCAGCCUGUAUGGAUAUAAAUGCCCUUUUUUUUUUUUUUUGGUGACUGUUUUUAUGGUUUGGUUUCUUAAUUUAUUGUUUCUCGCUCCCGGCGACUCUGGUGUGGAGACCUUGCCACUCCUUGUGCACACUGAACAUUCUCAGGAGAAUGUCUGUCCUUCAGGGUCCAGUAGAGGAGGAGAGGGUCACUGCGCAGUAGAGGAGGAGAGGGGCACUGAAAAGCAGUGUGUUUGUACACCGUCCACACACCUUCUUUUUAAACACCCGCAACUUUGAGUUAUGUUUCCCCUGCUUUUCUCCUCCCACUCUCCCUUCUUUUUUUCUUUUUUUUGCUGUUGUAGUACACCUCCUUCUGCCUAGUUUGAAAUCCCUGUCAGGAGUAUGAAUCCAUUCCCACCCUGUUCCAAAUGAAACGGCCCUGCCCCUUUCCCAAAGACUAACUCUAAUUCUCACUUACUUCUCAACGGUGUCAUGUGCUCGUCUUGUUGUGAACGUGUAAAAUGGUUAUCAAGUGAAGAACAAAACAUGUGAAAAUGAAACUGAGAAAUGAAGAUGACGGACUGAACGCUUUGUGCCCGGAAAGGAAACUAAAUUUGGGAACUGGGCACAUGCAGCAGUCCCUGCCUGGGGUCACGUUAACCAUAAUUUUACAAUGGGUUUACACAUUACGCAGGAACUAAGGAGCCAAAAUCAAAAAAUGGACUUUACGGUGGACUUCCACUACCAGAAGAAGAAUCUUUAUAGAAGAGAAUGGUAUUAGUUAUUUUAACUGCUGUCUCCAGCUAUAUAUGGUACAUAACAAAAUGGUUUUGGAACGUGAGGUAACCAAGAGAGUCUGAUUUUAUGAGGAAAACUGAACUACUUCAGACACACGCUUGCAGGAGUAAUGCUGAAGAAGCCCAUAAAAAAAAUAAAAAAAUGCUGUUAAGUAGAAUAGAAUUUGAAACCUUUUUAAUGUUACGGUGUCCAGUGUUAUGUGACAGGCUUCUAUUUUGGGAUAUCUGUCUUAAUGUCAAAUAGCCUCGAUGUUAAAAGCACAGCUAUGGUGGGGGACCGCUCUCGACUGCUCAGAGAUGCCAUAUAGAGGAAACCAAUGACCUCUGACGACUCAGAUGAUCUUUAGGAAACUUGACACACGUCUGUCAUUCGCGCCCGAACCUCCGCUAAUGCCGAUUGACUCUUUGUUAUGUUAUUAUUUGAGAUGGGCAUUUCGAGAGUUGCCAGGGGAUUACACCAGUGCGUUCAUGAAUAUUUUAGAUCCCUUCUGAGUGAGCUUAAGAAAAACAACAGGAAAGGGCGAUGUCAGUGUCAGUGGUUCAGCAUCGAUCCCUUAACGGGGGAGUUACACAUUUUUCCAGUUGCGAUUGGAAGAUUGCCAGGCCGUGUUAUGCACAAUAAGGAGUUAUGCUUCUGUUUUGUUUGAGAGGAUAUUGAAAAUAUAUUCUGGUACUUACGGGCAGAUAUCUCGAGGAAAUUGGCUUUGUAUGACAUCACAGGUAUUUUGAUGGGUUUUAUCUUAUCAUAAUAUCAUUACAAAGGGUUUUUACGAUGGAUAUUGUUCUCCUUGGAACCUCGCAUUAAAACACCUCAUCCAAAGCAAUUUCACUUUAACACUUGUGUCACAUCUUAUAAACAUCUUACGCAACGGUCA